CCGUCUCCCGCAUGUCUCUCCGCGACUCGUCUUGCUAUACCCUCACCAUCAACCCCCACUCGGCAGACCCCGCCGUCGUCGAGCUCGUCGAGUCCUUCGGCCCCGCUAAAGGAGGCGAAGAGCCUAGAUACGCCAGGGUCAAGGAGACCCAGGCAGGCGAGGGGUACUCGGCUGCACUUUAUGACGUCGUUACUGGUGCAAGGCUGGCAUCAGCUGGAUAUGUCGUGGAGAAAGCAAAGUCACGGCGGCUACAGCUGCACGGACCAGACGAGACGAUACCCUUUGAUUUCACAGGCAAGAUUAACUUUGAGUGGACGUUCGUCUUUCAAGACAACAAAUACAGAUGGCGUAGGGAGCUAUACGGCAAGGACUACAUCUGCACACUCGACCGAAAACCUGACCCUUCAGUGGAGAUCUGCCUUGCCCGAGAAGCGUACAAACGGAAUCCGGCAAGACUGCAAAUUCUACACUACAACAUUGACCGUUUCACAAGCGAUAUCAAGGACGUGCGUGGGCUGGAAACGUUGCUGGUUACAAGCUUACUGUGCCUACUUGACGCAUGGGAAGACCGUGGUUCUCUGACGAAUGCCAAGAGCGGUCCAUCACCUCCUAUCAAAGAAUCUACACCAGUGGACCCAGCGCUUGCCAAAGUGAUCAGCGAAAAUGAUUUUGAGCCGGCAAGUUCUGCCUACCCGACAACGCCGUUCAUGUGCUGAGCAUCUCGCUAGGAAAACCC
This is a messenger RNA of Cryptococcus amylolentus CBS 6039, 736 nucleotides long. RefSeq lists its product as hypothetical. The transcript is spliced from 7 exons. Bases 12 to 716 code for a protein of 234 amino acids. Lineage: Eukaryota; Fungi; Basidiomycota; Tremellomycetes; Tremellales; Cryptococcaceae. The record is from RefSeq and is a predicted model, not a curated record.